UACAAUACCCCGAAUCGCGUGAGAGAGAGUACGCGGUGUUCUCGUCCAUGGAACGUCGUCUCGUUCGCGAAGGCCACCCCCGACGGCACUGGCUACGAUUCACUCCGCGGUGGCAAGAGAGACGCAGCAACAACACGCGACACUUGGGAACCCGAGGAGUGAGACAAAGAGAAAUAGAGCGUGCGCAACUUGCCAACAGACUGUCUCACCAUCAACCCUCGAGAUCAUUCAAGACACUUUUACAAGAAUAACCAUCCACCCCAUAUCAAGCCAAGUCGCAAUAACAACAGGAGUUGGAUUUUUUUGAUUAAUAAAAAUUGAUCGAAAUGUCACGUCUUCGGGGGAAUUAAUUGGUGAGGAGGAUCAGGGGGUUGUUCGAGGAUCUGUUGGCUUUUGGAGCCGUGGGAACAUAUGUGCCAGUUAAAGGGACACAGACAUGCCUAGCAGAGCCCCACGAUGAUUUGCGGUAUCGGAUUUACUCGUUCUUCCUGGAGCUGGAAUAGACACUGACGAUAUGGACACAGUAUGGCUUCAGUACUGUGGCAUGCCUCUGGGAGUAGUUUCGUCUCACCUGCUAUCAUCAUCCUGUUGUUACUCUACCCACAUUCAAUCGCAGGCCGCGAGGUAAUUGAUGUGCCACUGCCACAGCAAGACUACGUACCAUCCCUACCGCCACCACCACCACCACCGGGACCCAUCACCACUGCCAAAACACCAAGGUGCGACCAAACAUUCGUCAGUAUACCUGGUGGAUCGCAGAAUGGCACGUUUCACGCGCCAGCUCUGAUCAAUCCAGAAGGUGAAUCCCAGCAGUGUGUCUACACUUUUCUCGCUGCACCACAUCAACGGGUCGAGGUUGUUUUCACUUCGUUCGGACUUCGUGGCACUCCUCCAGAUGGAGCUGCUGUUGGGGAAUUACCUGCAUGUUUUCACGAAUACAUGGAUGUAUACACGGAGAUACGCUCAGACAAUGCCACCAAGCUGAUAGAGACACCCUUCGGUGGUCGUUACUGCGGUCCAAUACCACCGAGACGACGGGUAUCCCUUUAUCAGGGAAUUGCCCUCAGUUUCUACACGGAUAAGAAUAUAACGCAAUCGACUCUCUUCAGUGGCAUUUAUUCAUUCAUCAAUGCCUCUGAAUACGAAGUCGGUACACCAGCACCAAGCACACCAUGCUCGUUCGUGGUGAACUCCACCAUAAAGCGUACCGGGACAAUCCUAUCGCCAACCUAUCCUGGAACUUAUCCAAAAGAUCUCGCGUGCACCUACAAAUUCAUGGGUAACAGUGGCCAGAGGGUGAGGCUCGAGUUUCGGGAUUUCGAUCUCUUCUUUGGAGGUCCACACUGCCCUUUUGAUUACGUUAAGGUGUUUGAUGGACUGAAUGAAUCAGCACCAGUAAUUGGAACUUAUUGCGGUCAACAGCGUAAUCUUGUACUUUACUCAUCACAGGCGAAUCUCACUGUGCUCUUUGUAACACUUCAGCGCACGGCAAAUACCCAAAAUCGUGGCUUCAAAGGGAUCUUUGAGUUCUCGGAGAGUUUUGUUAAAUUAGAUUUCAUAAACAAUUCAGGGGGAAUGCACAUACGAGGAUCCGAGUGUGAUCAGAAAAUACUGAGUAUGAAGGAGUCUUCGGGCCUUGUCGUCAGUCCCAAUUAUCCUUAUCCUUACAUACCGAAGGUCGUUUGUCGUUACUUCAUUUAUGGAAUGCAGGACUCACAGCAUCUUGAACGUGUCAGGCUUGAUUUCCAGUGUUUUGACAUCACGAAAGGCGAGGCUAAGGGAGAUUCAGCUUGUACAGACGGUUACCUGAAGAUCUACUUGAAAGGCCAGGAAGCGACAGACUCAUACGACAAAUUCGAUUACGAGAUGUGCGGCAAUGAAAGCAAUCCGAGCCAAGUAGUUAGUGAUGGACCGCGACUCGUUAUGGUAUUCAGCAGUGGUGAGUCCAAGCAGGGUCUUGGUUUCAAAGCAAAAUACAGUUUCGAAACAGAAUACAAGAUCCCAGGCACAGCAGCACCUGAUGGCAGUUGCACAUUCACGUAUCGCAGUUCAUCACGUAAAAAGGGAGAAUUUAAUUCUCCGAGAUAUCCGAGCAAUUAUCCAAGUGAUACUAAUUGCACUUAUCUAUUUUUGGCAACGCCAAACGAACAAGUUACCCUCGUGUUUGAUCAUUUCAAGGUCCGAACGAGAAACGUUAAUUUAACUGUUGGAUAUUAUGGGGAGGAAGUGUGUCAGGACGAUUGGUUGGAAAUAUACAAUAUGUAUCGCGAUAACACUGAAAAAUUGAUCGGGCGUUAUUGCUGGAUGACAGCGCCAGGUCCAGUGGAAUCAAAUAUCGGAGCUCUGGGGCUCAAAGUUAUACUUCACUCAGACUCGGAACUUGUUUAUAGUGGCUUCAAGGCGCGCUACACUUUCGAAGUUACGAAAUCAUUAUUCGGAGAUUGUGGGGCGAAUAUCAGCAGCCUCGACUAUGGCUUGAUAACGAGCCCAAAUUUUCCGGAUAAAUACGAUGGACCACUUAAAAACAUGGCGAGUAAAACGUGCAAUUGGUUCAUCAGUGUACGUCCCAAUCACAGGAUACUCUUGAAUUUCGAGUUGUUCUCUGUCGAGGGCGAGCAGUCUGUUUUAUAUCGUCCGACAAAGCCGUGGGCCAACUCGGUUUUCGGGCUGUCUGGACCGAGGUAUCUCUUGCCCCAGAAUGCGAACCCGAUGAAUUUUACUGCGGAAAAAGUAAAUACUGCAUUGCCGAAACACUACGUUGCAAUAAUAUCGAUAACUGCGGCCCUGAAGAUGGGUCCGACGAGGACAACUGUACAGCAUCAGCCCCACUGGCACCAGCACUGGCUGGACUCUCUGACAUGCUUCCUCUCUGUCUGUGCUUUGUGUUCGUCACCAUCUGAGGCCUUCCUGCGCCUUCCAACUGACUUCUAUCACGAACAAAUCUUCUUCUUUGAAUCACGUACAACAAUAGUGCCACCAGUGAGCUACGCUAUUCCAGCAGCUGGUGCAGCAGCAGCUGUCAUUCUAGCUCUGCUGAUCUGUCUUCUGUGUCAUCGUAAACUGAAACGUCGUGCUCAGGAGGUGCACAUAGAUGAUAUGCAACAACGAGUUGAGGAUGUCCGUUACUGCUAUCGUCAUCACAGUUUAUCCCAACGUACAUCGAGUAUGCAAAGCCAUGGACACAGUCAGAAUUACACGGAUCAGUAUCAUUUGGAUCAGCCAAGUCCACCGAGUGACAGUGAGCACGUAUGCGGUGAAGAUAUCAGUAGCCCUGAAAGCCCGUGACCAUUGUGCUUCAUCAUUAAGUGCAUUGAUGACUGGAGAAUUCACUGGUUCAUUGACAUUGCUCACAGAAUCUCCGAUAAAGUGAUUAAAUGAGUGAUAUGAGGGGAUUUAUCGAUUUGAGGGACUUCAGGAGAACCGAUGCAGUGAGUUUACGUAUCACUGUCGUCUCCAGAGUCUUUGUACAUUCCUUCAGAUCAUCCCUGACCAUCUCCACAUCUCACUCAUUGAUUGAGAGGCCACAGGGGUUGAACACUUGCGCUGAGAAUUCUCCGGCAAAAGGGGAUGGAAAAAUACAUCAGAUGAGGGAAGAGUUUUGUUCAUUUUUUAUUCGUCGGGUGGAACAAGCUGAGCGUCGUUUGAAGAUAAUGAAUGACUUUUUGAGAACCAAAAGCUCGAGAUGACAUUUCAGGUAAGAACCAUCUUGCUUGGAACUAUCAAGAAAUUAUUAUCAAGACUCGAGGCUUUCAUUGAACAGUUUGAAUCUGAUGUGUGGAUUUUAUAAAUUUCUUCGUGCCCGUUUGCUGGAGAAUUCUUCGCUCAAUGUCUUCCUCACACUUCAGUAUUUUUUUUCACUUCGAACGGUCCCUCAGCGACAUUGUGAACACACAUCAGCUCUCAUCAUCGACGCCUAUGAACGAAAAUUGAGUAAUUUGUUGUUAUUGUUGUUUGUUGUUGAUGAAAAACGCGACGAAAAUUGAUGGGGGAAAAAAUGUUUUGGCAACUGAUUCGGUGCCACUUUGUGAAUAAUUAAAGGAGGUUUUGCACACCUGGGCACUUGGACUUUGCCAAUACUUCGUAUGAUAAAAGAUAUAAUGGUAUUUAAGGUCGAUAUGACAAUGAAAGAGUCCAGAUGUGGAAAACAGUCCAAUUAAAUAGACACAAGUCUGUUUCAAUUGUCAUUGCCAAGUGGGUAAUCAUAGCCCGGAGAUUAUUCACUCGUCAUUUGAGUAACAGGGGAGUCCCAAUGGGACAAAGGCAACUUCGCGUACCCCGAGAGGAUGUAAAGACAUUUUGCAUAAUUCUUGUAUGUCUGUACAUACAUAUACGUAUUAUUACAUAUAUGUGAUACAUAGUAUAGAUAAUUGGCACGCAAUUUAACGAAAAAUCAUUAGACGAUCAUUCGGAUUUUCCAUUGUCGAAGAUAAAAAGAAAUAAAAAAGGAUUUAUGAAACCAAAUAUUGUUAACAUCGAAAAUAAGGGGAAUACUUUUUGAUGAGAAAAUUCACGUGAUUUAUCUGUAGAUGAUUGCAUAAUUUUUGUAAUUAAUAAAUGAUAUAAGGAGGAGAGGGAGGAACAUUGUAGGCUGGUACCUGCGUGUCAUUCAAAGAAAUAAAACGCGUCAACUCAAUCUUUUUUAUUGUGAUGAUAAUGGUGAACGCGAUAUAUUUUGCAAUUACAACGAAAAAUACUGUUCAAAAUAAAAAAAUGCGAUUAACGUAAAAAACUUACAGUCUAUUUUGCAUUGAAAACACGUGACUUUUUUCAUCGCGCGUUGCGCUUGUAAUGGAGGGGCUAUUGUUUUAAUGAAAAGGGUGUAAAACCGGAGAUUAAUGUUAAGGGUCGAGAGAUUUUCUUUUUAUUGGAUUUGAAGGAUUUUUGGGGGUAAGUGGAAUAAAGAGGUAAUUUUUACCGGAUAAUUGUCAGUUUCAGGAGUGGGUGUGCCCCUUCUCGAACGCUAUCGAGAUAUUUUUUAUUUUGUCAUUUGCAAAACUGAAAUCAAAUUGAUUUCACAGAAAAAUCUGGUGAGUUCGUUAGAAAACUCUAUUGGAAUUCUAUUAGAAACUCUGUAGCAAUUUUUUUAUUUCAUUUUUCGUAAAAAACAGACGUUUAAUAAAAAUAUGGUAGAAUUGUUUAUUAACAUCGCCAGAUUUUUUUGUGAAGUUCUCUCAUGGAACUCGACUCUUUAUUUUAUCUAUUUCUCCGGAUCAAUAAGUUCACGAGACUUAGAGUGGGAGUUUAUGACGUAAUAAUAGCAUCAGGAGAUAAACGAAAGAAGUUACUGGGGCAGUUUCAAUAGCAUAGAAUUUGAUAGUCUGCUACGAUUUGUAUAGGUAAACAGGGUCCAUUCGUCGGAUCUGGACAUUCACUAGGUAAUCAUCGCGAUGCCUGAGUUUAUAGAUUUUUCGUAAACAAGAGAGAUUUAUAAAUAAAAAAUUGUAAUCACGAAAAUUGUGGAAUGAAAAUGGAGGACAAACUAUUUUAUUGAAACUUCAUCUGCGCGAGUCUCACGUUGAUACGAGGGAGUCAUGUCUUCUUCAUAAAAAUAUUUAAAUCAAAUAUUUAUUAUCAUUCGCGUUGAUAAAAUAACCGUGGAAAAUUGCAAAGAAAAAUUCAGGGAAAAAUCAUCGUCUGUCUGUAAAAAAAAAUUAUUAUUAUUGCAGUCGAGAAUUUGUGAACCCAGAUAAGUUGACUUAUCACUGAGUUGAGGUUUUCGAACGAUAUCUCGGAACCUAAACGAGAUAGCGGAAUUUCCGUAAUAACAUUUAUUGUAGUACUCCAUUCCUUCCACAAAAAAGGUUCUGAUAAAAAUUUUGCUAUCUUCCUUAGAUUCCCCGCUUUUCGCUGAUAAAUAUUUCAGUCCAAUGGUCUCCACAGAAAACCAUAAUUUUCCCUGUGAUUAAUUCUUCGUUCUUCCCAUUAACAUUUAAUCAAUCGAAUUAAACAGCCCUUCAUAAUUACUUUCAUAAUUUCCAAUACUGAACUGCCAUUGAUUUCACUUAAUCACCCCUUCAUCCCCCGAAAUAUCACAAAAAUCAGCGGGAAAAAAAAACGAAUGAACGAUGCAAAUUGAUUGCCAAUCUUCCAAAUUCUAAAGACAGAGAGGGCAGUAUGUACUGAUAAGAAACUAUUGAAGAAAAACUAAUAAUACCAAAAUGAAUAAAAGAAAAAAAACAUUGAUAAACGAUUAUUAUUGUAACGAUAUCCACAAGUAUAUGUAUAUUUCAGAUUAAUCGCUGCCAUUGGAGCUAUACCAAAGUAUAUUCUAAACUAUGAUAAAUAAAUUUAAAUAAUUGUACCAUCGACAUUAUGCACUGGAUAAGAAAGAGACAUAGUUGUGUGGAGAAUUUAAAAAAAAAAUGAACUAUUGAGUAGAAAAAGAAGUGUAAACAUACUAUUUGAAUUAACUGGUGUUUUCUGCCCACAUGUUUGAAUACAAGAGCUAUCAAACGCCUGAGUUUUUUCCAAUAUAGUGUGUGACGAGUGAAAGAUUAAUGGUAAUAGAUUAAACAAUAUGACAAGAAAUUAUUGAAUUAAUUAUUGAUGAAUAUAACAGAAAGCUGAACUCCGUUGCUCAUCGCAUUUAAACAUUUUUCUUAAGCGCAAGUUUUCACAUUUUAUAGUGUAAUUAAAAAAAUGAAAAAAUGCAAAAAGGUGAAUUUGAAAAUAUAUACAUACAUUAAUUAAGUAAUAAAUCGAUUAAUAAAUGCUGAAAGAAUAGGUAAUUAAUAUAAAUAUAGCUACAAGCAGUAUGUCAAGUAAGACUUAUUGAUUGAUAUAUCGAACGACUGUGUUCAAUUCACUUUUUUUUUUCGCUGAAUGGGAGAUUAAAUACAAUAAUGUGAUAAUCAUACUGACGCAUUGAAGGGGGGGAGGAGAAAUGCUUUGAAAUUAUCACAUGGGCCGUUUCAUUCCCGGGAAUCUGUGCGAAUUAGUUUGGAAGAAAAAUCUAGGGUUUGAAGGGUUUUCCGGGAAUAUCUCCGGAAAUAAGAGAAAUAGGAAAAAUUUUCAUAAUCCAUUUUCGUAGAGGUAAUUAAGAGCUACGAAAAAUGUUAUUAGAAAUAAUUCACUAUCUCCUUUAGUUUUGGAGAUAUUUGAGAAAAACCCACGAGAAACAAUUCACCUCGUUUUGCUUCACUACAGAAUCCUCUUGAAUUAUUUAAUUUAAUAAGCAGAUAUAUUUUUAUUAGUAAUUUUCUUUCAUGAAAGUUCGGUUUAUGCUUAAAAUUUCUUAAUAAAAAGCCGCAACAGAAUUAAUCUUUUAUCGAAAUCAGUGACUUUUGAUUUUCUCUGUGAGAAUAUAUUCAGUUAAAACACUAGAUUUUUUCUAUUAAACUUUUUCGUGGGGACAUUCUAACGGAAUUUGAAUCAUGUUCAUUAAAAAAUAAAUAAUUUGGAACGGAGUUUAACUAAAUGGUGCAUUCGCUGGGAAUUAUACGUACACAUUCCUCGUAAACAGUGGAUAAAGCAAAAAUAGUACUCACUACGAUUUAUGGGCCAAUGGGUUUUUGGGGGAGAACGCGGGAAUGUUAUUAUAAAUAAAUAUAAAUAUAUAUUAUAUAUGAAACUAGGGAUAAGUAAACGGAGGAGGUGUGAAUGGUUGUGUGUGUACAUUAGGAAAAAUGAGAAUUAAAAUGAAAUUUGUAUAGAGCUUUGGUAGCCGGUGGAAAACCGACUAGGCAAAACAGAAAACUUAAUGACGAAUGAAUUUUUCUCUUGUCUUUAUUUAUUUUUAAUCUCAAAAUUUCGAUUUCGUUUUAUUGUCGAUGAGACAGGGUCGAACAUGUGAAGGAAAUUCAUCAUUAAGUUCGUUGGCAUUUAAUAUCUCGUUGGUAUUCGCGAAUGUGUCGUUGUGAGAGGGUGAAAGAAUUUUAUUAAUUGUAAAUAAGAGAUGGAAGAAUAAAAAUUCAGUGCGAUAACAAUUGAUUAGCACUUUGAUCCUGUCCUACGUUACUGAAAUAGAGAUUUUGUUUUAUCAUUUCAAAAUUAUUUAUUUCCAAAAUAAGAAAAGUUUUUAAUUCCAUUUAAUUACUAACUAUUUACUUUUGUUACAAUUGAACAUGGAAUACACCAGUGAUUAUCAUUCACCAGAAAAAUUUGAUAAUUCGUAAAAUAUUGUGCGCAUUUACGUACACGCGGCUAUAAUUAAUAAGCUUGAGUCGUCCUAGUCCAAUAGAAUAUAUUAUGAUUUUCGUUUUUUAUUGUUGUUUCUCUCGGCGUACAAAUAAUCGCGGGGAAAAUACAACAAAUGGACAAUUUUCAUUUGAUUAGUCGAUUAUUUUGGUCGACGCAAAAUGCAUUCGACAAUCACCGCUUUGUCAACUUCAGGCCAUUAUUUUUGAGCGAAUUGUCAGCAUCACAUUUUUUCGAUUCAUUCGGCUUGCUCAUGGGUAGUAUGUUAAUUAAAUUAUUGAUGUACAAAUCGACAGGAUUCGAUUCCUGAUCGAAUGUGGAAAAACAAUGCUCAUGAAUAAAAAAUAUGUCAGUAGCAAAGUGCUAAAACGAGAUAAGUUAAUUUCCACAUAUUCCCCUGAAACAGAUCAAUAAUCAAAAGCGACUUAUCUCGUUUUGCCAAUUCGCUGGUGAUAUCGUAAUCGAUUUAGGAAUUUUUAAUUCAUGAAGAGAUAAAAAUAUUCAUUUUUUAAAUAAUUAUCAAAACAUUCGAAAGACUGGACAUUCACUAUUCAUCGAUUUCAUCAUCCAAACGAAUUUCAAGUGUUGAUAUCAUGGAAUGCGUGAACGAUUCAAUAAAUAAAUAGAAAUAAUUUAAUGCCUUUAGAGUCAAUUAGACCAUCUUUGUACCUGACAAAAGAGUAAUAAUAUUUACACACUUGAUCGAUGCUUUUUCAAAGACAAAAUUCAGUGAAAUUUUUACAUUAUUACAAUUUUCCAAUAAAAACUUCUCACUUAGAGUCUUCAUCAGUCUUAUCCUCAGUGCUCUACAUUUAUUAUUAUUUCUCAUUUCGAAAAUUUUUAUCUUGUUCUUAAUCUCUUUUACGUUACUGUAAGGUACAUCAUACUCAAACACCGGGAUUUUAAAAAUUAUUAAAAACAAAUGGCAAUAGAAAGUGGAUUAAAUUCAAUAAUUAAAAGCGAUAGCUAAACAGCUAUUAUCAAUAAAUUCACUAUCGACUGACUAAAUAAAAUUCUCUAUCAGAAGAAAUAAAUUGUACUAUAAACAAAUGUUCCAUGCCUGAAACAUUUUCACGGAUUGUUUUCUCUCAUUUUUAAAAUAAUUCCAUAUUGAAUAAUUGAAGAUCGAGUUUCCACGCAAAUGAAAAAAAUCAACAGCAAUUACCCGAUAACAAUUAUUGCGUUCCAAAGCGCAUAAAAAAUUGAACAAAAAAUUAAUUAUAUUUUCCAGUUAUUUUUACUGAACGGAGUUCUUCGAGAGGACGAAAACGAGGCAAAUUAACUUCUCUCCAACUUUGUUAUACGAUAAAUAUUUCAAGAACAACAGGAAAUGGCGGAAUUUUUGUUCAGACCUUUUUUGUAACAAAAAACAAGUUCUACAAAAAAGUCUCAACAAAAAAUUCUUCAUCGCCUCUAGAUUCCCCCACAUUUCCUAAAAACCAAGACUGGAAGUAAGUUAAAGUUCCCCAUUCACACAUUUCACCCCAGAACUCCAAACCCCUAUAUAAAUUACGGGAAACAAUCUAUAAAACCGUCAACCCCUUCAGACCUGUACAUAUUGUUCGUCAUCAGUGUCAUUACACUCUCCAUCAUUUUGAAUCCUCUCAUAAUUGCCCCCCGCCCUGUUAACCUUCUCAUACCCCCCAGCUUCCUUUCCUUUCGCAUCAACCCGUUCAUACGGUGGCUCCAGUCCCUCCCCCAGAUACCUAACACUCUCAUAAUUAGGAUCAGAAUUAUUCACCGAUUCAUAAUUAGGAUCAGUAUCGCUAUCAGCUCUGCAAACAGACGCAUAAUUAGGCUCAACUUCAUGUGGCAUGCUCUCAUAAUUAGGUUCAGAAUCCAUAUCAUCAUCAUUUCUCCUCCUAACCCUGACCCUCUCAUACCCAGGAUCCUCCGAGCUGGCAUUGCUCACCUGUCGAUGCUUGAAAGGUACCGAAUAAAACGGUAAAACGUCAACUCCAUUUCUCACAGCACUUCCCUCAUCACGAAGACUCUGAGGCCUCAGCAUUUCAUAAUUAGGAUCAUCAGACUGGCCCACAGCAUUUCCCUGGGAUCCCCUAAUCAUCGUAAGGUCUUCGAAGCUGUACUCAGACGUCGUAUCGAGUUCAUAAAUCCUCGCGACCUUGGCAAACUCCAAGGAAUCCAUGUUGAAGCCCUCAGGAGGAACACUAGAUCCUCCAGCCACCUCAGGUUCUUUUUUCAGAAUCUCCACAGAGUCAUGACUCGACCAGGAUGCCCUACUCACCUCCAUAACACUCUGCUUCUUAUUCCCCUCUGAAGUCUCAUCUGAGUCUCUCUUCUUCUUCAUGACCUUGGCGUACAUAUCCUCGAGGGACUUCCCCGUGGCUUCCACCUGCUUAGGGACCUCCUCACCCCUCCCAGACUUGUCAAUCAGGGCGUAGACAUCUGUGACUUCCUCCGUGGGAAGGGGGGGUGGUGGUGGUGGUAAUGGUGAAUUUGCCUGUCGUUUUUCUGGCUUUGGGGAGCCAGGAUUGACGAUUGAACUGGUGGCACUGGAACUCGACGCCUGUCUCGAGUGGGCGUGUGCUACAUACCUCAGGGAAUCGACACUCGGGGGCUGGGGGGCUGGAAAAACAACCGGAUUCUCCUCAUUUCUCGAUGACUGCGGGUGAAUAUUCACCUGAGGAUCGACUAUCGCCCUCUGGGGCUCCAUCAUUGGCUGAAUUUGUGCGUAUGUUUCACUUCCACUCGUGUAGAUCUUCUCCUGCUCGUCAAUCGCUGCGUACAUCUCGUCUGAAUCAUCGGAGACCGUCGCGUAAUGAGAGUCUGAACGAUUUCCUCGAUGUUGAUGUGCCGCUUUUGUCUGGGCUAUUAUGUUGGCGAGGGGUUCACGAACGGAAAUGCUGGUGUAGCCUUUUGAGUCCUGGGAGUCACCACUGAAGUGCUGGGGCGUUGGUUGGGGCUGGGGGAAUCGUGGGAGGUUCAGCAGAGGGGGUGUCAUGUAGGGGAGAUCCUGGUUGGCUUGGACACCACCAGUUAUUGCAUUUGCUGCCUGGAUGUCGGUGCACGGGGUCUCCAGGGACAGGAGGGAGUUGUGGGACGAUGAUCGACGGGUACGUGGGGGCGCUACGGGGUUCGGACCGUUUGAAGAUGGUCCUGGGGAGACUGGAAGUUGAUUCGUCGUCGCUCUCAAACUGAAAAUAAAAUUAUUGUGAUUUGAGAGACUGUUUUUAAAGUGUGUAAAGGAGCUUAUUGUGGAUCGGGAUAAUAGAUUACCUAUUCUGACGAUUCACCUCCGGUUUUGAGACGUUUUGCACUUGGGCGUAAGGAUGUUCGUCUGGAAAAGAACAUAAAUAGAUAGCUAUUUUUUUUUUAACAUUUUCAUUGAAAUUGAGCCCUAAAAAAUUCUGUCAUUUGACUUCAACUGAAAUAAAACGUAACGAAGAUGUUCUGUUUUCUAAUCAAAUCAAAUUCAUAAUUUCACCAAGAUUUUUUACCAUUUGUCGAAGUCAACGUAUUUAGUCUGGCAUAGGGAUACACACUGUCGUCUUCUUGCAAUGACGAAGAUUCUUGGGAACUAGCUCGUGUGCUCCGUUCAUUACUCCUGUUGACGACUGCAGACGAACAAAAAAUUACAAUUGAAAUUUGCAGUUUAAAAGUGAAAUAACAUUUUGAGUUUUACAAAUAAAUUUCAAAACAAACCAUUUUUGUCCUGCACUGUAGCAUACAGCUCCGAGGGGUCUCCCAUGAUCUCCGCAGCCUCGUAAAUAACAUCCUGAGGGGUGGAUUCCAACCCCCCGUCUCCAACACCGACAUUCCGAUCCUUUGGGAUGUCCGGGAGACUUCGAUUCGCUGUGCUCGUUCUAGAAAAAAUCCGUCAGCAUUAAUUAGGGAAUUAUGAAGGGCUCAGGCGCCUGGUACUAGUGUGAAUAAACGUGUGAUGUUCGUGUUAGGGGAAAGGUGAGGUAAAAUGGACCGUCUUGAAUCGUCAACAAUGGAAACCUUCGACAGCCUUCACAAUUAAAUAAUAAAGAAACACAAAAUUGGAAAUAGAAAACUUCAAAUUCAUAAACUUCCAUUCGAGAGGAAAAAUAUUCAUUUUACUCUGUAGAUCUCAAGUCAUUGACGAUUCCAGAGGUUUAGCUCGAAUAGCUUCUCCCCCCGUUGAAAGCAGCCCUCAGAGAUCACCAGAAAAAUUCAAAGAAUUAUUUAACGUUCAUUAGUUGGAAUGUGUCACUCGUGGGUUAUGGGUUAAUAAUUAAUUCAUUGGAAUAUGAAUUAGCGUUAGGGUCAUGCUGCCAUGCCGUUUAUUCGUCGGGCUUGGCACCUUUUUCCAUUGUCAACAGCAUCCAGUGCAACAAUCUGACUGUAAUCCACGGUUGGCUGUCGAUCGAAUAUCUCGUUAUCAGCGCGGGUCAUCGUUACCAUACCCGGAAGACCCAGGAACUCGCUCCUAUAUCCACAACAUUGAUUUUUUGAAAAUAAUUCCUUGGGAGAAUUGUUUUCCUCGAAAAAAUGUUUUAUUCGGUUAGAGAAUUUCAUUAACGAUUAAAACACGAUGGGAUUUUAUGGAUUCGAUGAUGAAUGAGUACAAUGUCCUUUGUAAAUCAGAAAAUAAAUGAAUAAUCGUUUGAUAAGUAAACAUAAGCAAUAGAUUUUAAAAAAA
Diachasmimorpha longicaudata is the source of this 12763-nucleotide messenger RNA. RefSeq names its product tolloid-like protein 2. Lineage: Eukaryota; Metazoa; Arthropoda; Insecta; Hymenoptera; Braconidae. Gene Ontology annotation, cellular component: plasma membrane. Bases 526 to 3285 code for a protein of 919 amino acids. The record is from RefSeq and is a predicted model, not a curated record. Gene Ontology annotation, molecular function: protein binding. The transcript has 18 exons.